AUGGCCGAUAUUCUCACACAGCUCCAGACUUGUCUGGAUCAGCUCGCAACACAAUUCUACGCAACACUUGGCUAUCUCACAACGUACCACGACAAUGCCCCCACAACACCACCACCUAAUGUCCCAGACGCAGCACCAGCCCUAGCCAAAAUCAUUAAGAACAAGUCGUCACCACCGGUACCAGCAUCCAUCGCAAACAAGGCGGGGGGAGCAGCGGCCGUUGCAGGAAACGCAUCACCCCCGCUUGCGCCUCCUCAACAACCUGGAGCUGCACCAGCAACAGCACCAGAAAACCAAGAUCCCGACCUUCCUCCCGCACCAGACUCGCCCCGCACAUUUGCGAGCCGACAGCGGGAACUUGCGCGCGACCUCAUUAUCAAGGAACAACAGAUCGAGUACCUCAUCUCCGUGCUUCCUGGGAUUGGCGCCUCUGAAGCUGAGCAAGAGGCCAGAAUCCGGGAACUGGAGACAGAGCUUAGAGGCGUUGAGAAGGAGCGUGCUGCGAAAGUCCGGGAGUUGAAAAAGUUGCGGACUCGGCUGGAGGAUGUUCUCGGCGCUGUUACUGUGGGUAUCCAUGGGGAUGACUACCCUCAAAAGUGA
Molecule: messenger RNA, 600 nt
Organism: Penicillium mononematosum
Lineage: Eukaryota; Fungi; Ascomycota; Eurotiomycetes; Eurotiales; Aspergillaceae
Product: med21 domain-containing protein
Exons: 2
Coding region: 1-600 (199 amino acids)
Biological process (GO): regulation of transcription by RNA polymerase II
Cellular component (GO): mediator complex
Molecular function (GO): transcription coregulator activity
Source: RefSeq, a predicted model, not a curated record